GAAGCAGCAGCAGCAUGACGAACAUCAUCCGCAAGGUCACCGACUUUUACAAGAAGGACGAGUGCAUCAAAUUCUACAAGUUUGGCAAGACGCUUGGCACCGGGAGUUUUGCGACCGUGAAAAGCGCCGUGUGCAAGGCCGACAACUCGCACUGGGCCGUCAAGUGCAUAGAGAAGGCGUCGCUCGCGCCGGACGACGAAGAGGCGCUCCGCGUCGAAGUCGAGGUCCUCCAGAUGGUCGAGCACCCCAAUAUCGUCAAGCUCAAGGAGGUCUUCGACUGCCCCAAGACGUUUUACAUGGUCAUGGAAGAGAUGAGCGGCGGUGAGCUCUUCGACCGCAUCGUCGAGAAGGAAAAGUACACGGAGAAGGAAGCGCGGCUGGUGGUGCUGCACCUCGCCGAGGCGCUGCAGUACUGCCACGGCCUUGGCAUCGUGCACCGCGACCUCAAGCCAGAAAAUCUCUUGUAUGCGACGACCGACGAGCACGCGCCGAUCAAGAUUGCCGACUUUGGCCUUGCCAAGCUCAUUCAAGGCAACAACAUGAUGCAAACCGCCUGCGGUACACCGGGGUACGUCGCACCCGAGAUCCUCGAAGGCAAGCCGUACGGCGGCGAAGUCGACAUGUGGAGCCUCGGCGUCAUCACCUACAUCUUGCUCUGCGGGUUCCCGCCCUUUUACGAUGAAAACAACGCGACGCUCUUUGCGACCAUCAAGGCGGGCGCAUACGACUUUCCGUCGCCGUACUGGGACAACGUCUCGGACAGCGCCAAGGACCUCAUCAACCACAUGCUGGUCGUGGAUCCGAAGAAGCGGUUCACGUCCGAGGACGUGCUCAAUCACCCGUGGGUCAAGGACCCGAACGAGGCCAAGGACACGCAGCUCUCGAGCUUCACCGCCGAAAUGCGUCGCUACAACGCGCGCCGCCGGUUCCGCGCCGGUGUCAUGGCGGCGAAAGCGCUUCGAAGCAUGUCCCUCUCCCCCAAAAAGAUGGGCGAAGCCAAAGAUGGCGACGAAGCCGCGUCGCCGACACGUCGUGGGCUCAACCUCGGCGAGAACGCGGCCGUCACGCACGGAGUGCGCCAAGCCGCCGACGCAAAAGAGUAGACGGCGUCGGCUACCACGUACUUAAUCUUUUACACGAUUGCAUUCUCGCGUCCUUACCA
This is a messenger RNA of Saprolegnia parasitica CBS 223.65, 1162 nucleotides long. RefSeq names its product CAMK/CAMK1 protein kinase. Gene Ontology annotation, biological process: protein phosphorylation. Lineage: Eukaryota; Oomycota; Saprolegniomycetes; Saprolegniales; Saprolegniaceae. The record is from RefSeq and is a predicted model, not a curated record. The coding region runs from base 15 to 1103 and encodes 362 amino acids. Gene Ontology annotation, molecular function: protein kinase activity; ATP binding. The transcript is spliced from 5 exons.